Messenger RNA from Lolium rigidum, 1330 nucleotides. RefSeq lists its product as uncharacterized. Lineage: Eukaryota; Viridiplantae; Streptophyta; Magnoliopsida; Poales; Poaceae. Bases 1 to 1101 code for a protein of 366 amino acids. The transcript has 12 exons. The record is from RefSeq and is a predicted model, not a curated record.
AUGGGGCGGAUGGCGCAGAGGUGGAAGGAGGCGGAGGAGGAGCACCGGCGGGAGGCGCGGGAGCUGCGGGCGGAGGUGGCGGCGCGGGACGACGCGCUGCGGAGGCUCGAGUCCAGGGUCAAGUGCCUUGAAAACGAUAAUGAGAUGCUGGGGAGGAACGAAAAGGAUUUGAAAGAAAACAUGGAGAGGCUGCUUCAGUCAAGGGAGGCAUUCAUGAAACAUUACGAGGACUCUGCUUGUUCUCUGCAAUGGACCAUCCAGAUGAAGGAUAAACAGAUUGCUGUAAUUUCAGAGAAGCUGAAUUCGCAUCUGGCUUUAUUUAAUUCCGUAGGGAAGGAAGUCGCUGCGGUAACACAAGUACUAGGUGAUACUGAAUGUCUAGUCAGCGAGAAGGAAAAUGUAGUCACUGAAUUGAAGGGUAAGGUCCAACGGAUUUCUGUACUCGAGAAAGACUUUGUUGAGAAACUUUGUUUCUUGGGAGAUAAAAUUACAAGUUACCAGCUUGAACUUCGUAAUAGGGCAAGGAUCAUAUAUGAGUUGAAGGAACAACUUGACGCUGAGAAGAUUAACAACAAAUUUCAUCCCCAGCUAGAAGAACUUAAGAAAUCUCUGCUGGUAAAGGAUGAGAUCAUUGAGAGGUUGACUUCAGAUAAGCAGGCAAUACUUAAAGAGCUUCACAACAUGGAAAUUGCUCUAGGGAAAUUUCAAGACAUAUUUAGCAGCAUUGGGCAUGAGGAAGUGAAAAGUUCUUCACCAGUUUCUGAAUGUCAGGAUAGACAACAUUAUGCAAAUAAAGAGCAAGUAGAAAGCAUUCCAGGUAGUCAAUGUGAUCCACCCAAUGAACAUAGGUUGAUGCUGGAAACUGGUGAAGCAGCGACUGCAACUGUAGAAUGUAAGUCGAGAAUUGACAACGGCAGUAAUCAAGAACAAUGCCCGCAGUCCCUUAAGCAUUCUACCAUCGCAUCUCCAGAGACUGUAACUGAGACUGUUGAAAAACCCAACUGCUGCCAUGAACCCAAAGAUAUUGAGAUGGGAAAUUCGUCUCCCAAGCAGCAAACAAAUUAUGUGAGUCCAGACCCUGAGACAGAAAAUCGGUCCUGAGCUAGUCGAGUCCCUGAGACAGCAUGAACUCCGAUGUGCAAGUAUGCCAGUUACCUGUGUAUGCAGCGUCACAGCUCAUGACCUCUGCUCGUAGUCGAGUCCUUGCUUGUACACCGUAUUAGUUAGAUACAGAAGAUGGGGAUUGUAGAUUGAGAGAUUUUGUUCUUCGUUAUCCAUCUUACACGACAUGCAUUGCAGUUCUCUCAGAAGUGUUGGUAUUAUGAUCUCA